GCAGUUGGUGUAUGAAUUUCCUGGCAAAUGAGGAAGGUGACUGCAUCCAGAAGACAUUUCAGAGUGUAAAUUCACAGCCUUUCCAUGUCUAAUCAAGGAACAUAAACCGUUAGCCACAUGUUCUCCAUUUCCAUCACAUUUUUUCACACUUAAACAAAAACAUGCCAAAGAAAAGGUGCUACAUUCUUUAAUGCCCCCAAAUAGGAACCACAGGAGUCCGUUAAAUGUGGUGGCCGUUUCCAGCAUGCAAAUCAAUUUUCCUUGUGGUGGUGAAGUGGUGAAUAAUGCCUGGCUUGUUUUAAGGAGGCAUGACUGAUUUUGGAUGAAGGAUCCUGUCACUUUGGCAUUUUUCAUUUUAUUUAUUGCACACAACCGUAUAAAACUUGGUCCUGAUCUAAGUGCCAGGCGUAAUAGUGGAAAUAGCUGAAAGGACCACAUAACUACUGGUGGAGUAAAGGGGCUUCUCCUGAAAGGCAUUUUCCGGACUCCUCUGAAAUUAUUUUGAAUAACAUGGCAGUCAAGGAUUUCAUCAGCUGGUAUCUGCUGGCUUUAUUUUUUCUUCCAUUUUGCCUGUGUCAAGAUGAAUACGUGGAGCCCCCUCCGAGUGGACCCCAGAAUACAGACUGCAGUGCCUGCUGUCGUGGAGAUUUUGGAAUGAAACUCUAUCAAGGGCCACCAGGACCUCCUGGACCUGCUGGGAUGCCAGGAAAUCAUGGAAACAAUGGAAAUAAUGGAGCAACUGGUCAUGAUGGAGCCAAAGGGGAGAAGGGAGACAAAGGGGACCUGGGACCAAGGGGAGAUCGUGGCCAUCAUGGACCAAAAGGAGAAAAAGGUUAUCCAGGGAUUCCACCAGAACUCCAGGUUGCAUUCAUGGCUUCCAUGGCAACUCACUUCAGUAAUCAGAACAGUGGGAUAAUCUUCAGUAGUGUUGAAACCAAUGUUGGAAAUUUCUUUGAUGUUAUGACUGGUAGAUUUGGUGCUCCAGUCAAUGGAGUAUAUUUCUUCACCUUCACUAUGAUGAAACAUGAAGAUGUGGAGGAAGUGUAUGUGUACCUAAUGCACAAUGGUAACACAGUUUUCAGCUUAUAUAGCUAUGAAUCAAAAGGAAAAUCUGACACGUCGGGGAACAGCGCAGUGCUAAAACUUGCCAAGGGAGAUGAAGUGUGGCUGCGUAUGGGGAACGGAGCGCUACAUGGAGAUCAUCAGCGCUUCUCCACUUUUGCUGGGUUUCUUCUUUUUGAAACAAAGUGAAAACAGAAGUCCAUUUUGAUGCAGCUCCUUUAUUCAGGCUUGCACCAUAGGAGCUGGCUCUGGCUAAACUACAAGAGGACUCAGCUUCAGAUGAGAGUGGAUUUAGAGGAAUCAGUUUAUACUGGACUAGAAAAAGCUUUGCAAAAACAAAAAAAAAUGUGAAAAGUAAAGAUGGCAGGGAUUCAGUUUUCUUGCACCAUCCUCUUUUACAUUUUGAAGAUGAGUUUGGUGACUUUAAUAUAGUUUUCAUGUACAUAUUCACCCCUUCAAAAAAAAAGUGUUAGGUUUUCUCAGUUUGAGAAAUCCAAAGAUGAGUUUCUUUUGCCUGAGUUAUGCAGGUCAUAUGGUUCUUUCUGGUCUACAAAUUGUGAAAACUGUCCUGGCAAUGCUACAUAUCAGGACAGAGACCUAGCCAGUAUUACCAGAGAUAUUUGAAAUGGUUCAAACAGCACAACAAGCUAGAGGACAGGUACUCUGUGGAGCUUGGAGCUCUUUUUAAAAGAAUGACCUUACAAUACAGUUGUCAGUGUUAUUUUUCGCACAAUCUCUCCUGGAAGUGUUGCUUCUAGGAGACAGUUGGCACGUUUACAUGUACAUUAAUGCACCAUAAUAACAUACUAACUUAACAUGCUGUAAUUGGCACUACUGCUCAGUAGCGCCGGCGCACAUCUUUUACAUGAUGCUAAUGCACAGUAGACUGAUUCUACAGCGCAUUAACGCAUUAACACAGCUUUUGCCAUGAUGUGCUAAUGUACAAUAGAAUUAGUCUACUGUGCUUUUAGCAUCUCGUGUAGAUACGCCCAGUAUUUCAGAAAUGGCUUUACAAUAUGGUAUGCCAGCAACUACGAUGUAUACAGAAUAUACAAUAUAUAGCUGAUAAACCAAAAUGUUAUUGGUUCACGUGAUCUGUAUCUACAAACCUGGUUCUGGCCAUUGUAUUUUUGUUAUUCAUCUGUCUUCAUAAGCAGUAGCACUUGUCCUCCAUUUUUCAACUUUGUUACUUUAAGUCCUAUCUUAUCUAUGCUUUGGUAUUUUAAAAAUUAAUUUACAAGUUCCAAACAGGCUAAAGCACUCUUAACAGUCUUUAACACAAGGGCCCUUCUGCAUAUUACAGCCUUCCCCAUACAAAGCUU
This is a messenger RNA of Alligator sinensis (Chinese alligator), 2384 nucleotides long. It is a transcript of the gene C1QTNF3, whose product is annotated as C1q and TNF related 3. NCBI's taxonomy places the organism in Eukaryota, Metazoa, Chordata, Crocodylia, Alligatoridae. The record is from RefSeq and is a predicted model, not a curated record. The transcript is spliced from 7 exons. The coding region runs from base 511 to 1251 and encodes 246 amino acids. Gene Ontology annotation, molecular function: protein binding.